CCAUAGCGGCUUGAAAAAAAGAGCAUUGUUUUUGUAUUCGCGGCUAUAUUGUAUUGUUAUGCACACAAAAAGAUUUUCAAAAUUCAAAAAAAAUUUAAAUUUUUAUUUACAACAAAAAUAAAAAAUGUCAAUCGGUGUUCCAAUCAAAGUAUUACACGAAGCUGAAGGUCACAUUAUUACCUGUGAAACAAUUAUGGGCGAAGUUUAUCGUGGAAAAUUAGUGGAAGCUGAAGAUAAUAUGAAUUGUCAAAUGUCCAAUAUAACCGUUACAUAUCGUGAUGGUCGUGUUGCACAAUUGGAAAAUGUUUUCAUUCGUGGAUCAAAAAUUCGUUUUCUAAUACUGCCGGAUAUGUUGAAAAAUGCACCAAUGUUCAAGAAAAUGGUCAAAGGUGGAUCAACAGCUAAUCGUGGAAAAUCGGCCAUAUUACGUGCACAAGUGGCACGUGGUCGUGGACGAGGUAAUACAGUUGGUGGUAGCAGUCGUGGUCCAAUCAUACCAAGACGUUAAUGAAAAUUUUCAAAUCAUUAUUUGUAUGUUUAUCCAAAUAAUGAUGAUAGAGAAACACAAAAAUUUUCAUC
Molecule: messenger RNA, 579 nt
Organism: Dermatophagoides farinae (American house dust mite)
Lineage: Eukaryota; Metazoa; Arthropoda; Arachnida; Sarcoptiformes; Pyroglyphidae
Gene: SmD3
Product: small ribonucleoprotein particle protein SmD3
Biological process (GO): spliceosomal snRNP assembly; RNA processing
Cellular component (GO): spliceosomal complex
Molecular function (GO): RNA binding
Source: RefSeq, a predicted model, not a curated record